Messenger RNA from Penicillium cinerascens, 1248 nucleotides. Its product is annotated as NAD(P)/FAD-dependent oxidoreductase. The transcript is spliced from 3 exons. Lineage: Eukaryota; Fungi; Ascomycota; Eurotiomycetes; Eurotiales; Aspergillaceae. Gene Ontology annotation, molecular function: electron-transferring-flavoprotein dehydrogenase activity; flavin adenine dinucleotide binding. Gene Ontology annotation, cellular component: cytoplasm. The record is from RefSeq and is a predicted model, not a curated record. Bases 1 to 1248 code for a protein of 415 amino acids.
AUGUUAGCUCAUCUGCUCCUAUUCGGAAAAGUCGUCGCCGUCGUCUUCCGCCAGACAUGGGUUCUAUUUCGCCUGCGCAUCGCUUCAAUGGUCCACCGAUUGACAUAUCGGCCCGGCGCGCAGCCCAAGAAUAUCGUCGUGGUGGGCGCUUCUUUUGCCGGGUACCAUACAGCGCGAUGCCUGGUGAACUCGAUUCCAUCAGGCUAUCGCGUCGUGGUGAUUGAGAAAAAUAGUCAUUUCCAAUUGACAUGGGUCCUGCCGCGCUUUUGUGUUGUUGCUGGCCACGACAACAAGCCCUUCAUUCCCUACGGUGCAUAUCUCAAAGGUCCCCCGGGUUCUUCCUUGUGGGUUACUGACACGGUGGGGAAUAUCGAGCCUGGUAAAGAUGGCCAUGGACGAGUGCAGACUGCUGCAGGUGAGUGGAUCGACUAUGAGUAUCUAGUACUGGCAACAGGCUCGUCGGCUGGGCUCCCGUCGCGAGUGUGCGCGGAGACGAAAUCGGAUGGAAUGAAGGCUCUUUAUAACCAGCGACAGAAAUUAGCAGCGGCUCACGACAUCGUUGUCAUGGGUGGAGGGCCAGCCGGCAUCGAGUUGGCGGCAGAUGCAAAGGCGCAGUUCCCUCGGAAGAAUGUCACGUUGAUUCAUUCACGCAAGACAUUGCUGAAUGAUGGGUUCGGGGUCAAGUUGCAUCGCGCUAUCUUGAAGGAGAUGGAGAAUCUCGGUGUGAAAUUGGUGCCGGGAGAGAAACCGGCGAUUCCAGACGGUGAAACGGGAGACAUCACGCUCAACGAAGGCUCGGUGCACUUUGAUUGCCUGAUUAGAUGCACGGGACAAAGGCCCAACUCGAGCAUGAUGCAUUUUCUGGAUUCAUCGGCGUUUUCAGCAUCGGGUCACAUUCGAGUCAAGCCCUCGUUGCAGGUUGCAGACGACGCAUUCCAUUGCAUCUACGCAGCAGGUGAUGUCAUUGAUGGUGGUGCCUUCAAGAAUGCCCGCUCAUCAUUCGAGCAGGGUCAGACGGUGGCCCAGAAUAUCGUUCGUUCCAUCAAAGGCCAGCAGCAGAUCGAGUAUCGACAAAAGUGGUGGGAGGGAACGACCAAGUUGACCCUAGGUCUCGCAAAAAGUGUAGUCUACAUCGCGGAUGGACGGGCCGAAUGGGUUAUCUCGUCGGGACAGAAGGUCGAACUGGAUAGCCCGCGCGUCUGGAAGUAUCUCGGGGUGACACCGUACGUGGAUGACACCGGAAACUGA